Messenger RNA from Rotaria sp. Silwood2, 300 nucleotides. Lineage: Eukaryota; Metazoa; Rotifera; Eurotatoria; Philodinida; Philodinidae. The record is from the annotation of a GenBank genome assembly.
AUGGUUAAUUCAAUAAUAUGUUAUCAAUGUACAGAUUGCCCUCAACCAUUUACUGAAAAUUAUCCUUAUGUUACUUUAACUAAUAAUACAAAUUUUCUGGCUAAAUGUGUUACAACAAUUGCGAAUCUAGGUGAUGGUCGUCGUUUAGUAUCAAAAGGUUCAGUAUUUUUUUGUCCAAUUCAAACAACACAAACAGAUGUUAAUAUAUAUUGUUGUGAUCGAGAUUAUUGUAAUUCAACUAUUCAUAUCGUUCCAUCAAUUCUUUUAUUCUUAUUUAUUUUAAUAAGAAUAUUUUUAUGA